UUGUUCGUUUGCUAGCUAACUAGCCAACCAUUUGACGCUGCUGGAUGCUGCUCCGCUUCGGCAGAGUGGUUGUGUGUUGAUGGUGGACCCGAUCCCCGGGUAAAAAAAAGCACCGAAGCUGUGCCCUGGAAAAGAAAAUGCCUCACAGCGGCGUGUGAGCUGACGGGAGACCCGCCUGGAGGAACCCCGGAGCGGGGAGAGAGAGAGAUAGAUCCAGGUCUCCGUCCGGACGCCGGGGUGUUUUUUUGUUUUUUUUAAGAGGAAAAAUAGCAGCAGGAUGUUGCAAGUUUUAGCUUGUGGCGCUGUAGUUUUCCCCGGUCUUUUCCUCGCCUUCAGGAGAAUCCUGCCGAGUGUGUUUAAACACUGGAACGAUGCCGACGUGGUUCUAGUCAGCGAAAGGCUGGUGUCCUCCAUCCAUGCUCUUAUGGCAACCACAGCAGGAGUCAUCAUCGUUUCAUCGUGCAGAGGAGACGUUAUUUAUGACAAGCACUGGUUGGCCACCUACUUUGUCAUCUGGUACGGCGUCCCCUACAUGACGUACGACAUCUUCGCCAUGUACCUCAGUCACUACUACCGGUACCGGGUCAAAGGGCACGAGGACUACAAGCAGCACUCCCUGAGGACCGUCGACUCCUUCAUCCGAAGAGAGUUCCUGCUGGUGCUGCACCACAUCGCCCUGCUCACCAUCCUGCUGCCUAUCACACUGUUCUUCAGAAAGGACCAGGGGGAUUUCUUUAUCGGCUGCUUGUUCAUGACUGAGCUCAGCACGCCCUUCGUCUCCCUGGGGAAGAUUCUCAUUCAGAUCGGGCUCCAGGACGGCUGGCUGCACAAGGCCAACGGAGGUAUGGUUCUGCUCACCUUCUUCAUGUGCCGCAUUGCCCUCUUCCCCUUCAUGUACUGGAUGUACGGCCGCCACUACGGCAUCCCGCUCUACAGCGUGCCCUUCCACCUGCCGCUCUCCGCCAACCUGGGCAACUCCUGCAUCCUGGCGCCACAGGUCUACUGGUUCGUGUUGCUUUGCAGGAAGGGCUACCGUCUUUACCAGCGGAGCCGCGGGCCGCAGUCGUCCCCCGCUGYGUCCCCCACCGCCUCCCCCUCUAAAGAUGAUUGAUGUCCGUUUCGCAGCUGCUACCUGAAGCUGCACGUUCAGUUACUAAAUCAACAAAUCCUGGGGCAUUUUUUCCGUAGACUUUAACUCCUCUGUUACAAAUCUGCUGCCUAAGUGGACCUCUCCGCCUCCGAUUUAUCGCUACUACUGAACUUUACUUUUUAUUUUCAUUUUGGAUUCAACUCCAGCCUGGAUGGAGUUAAAGCGUUUCACACCCGCAGCUCUGAAGGACGGCCCGAGUGAAGCGAGAGCUAUCUGUGGAGAGGUUUGGUUUGUUACAGUGAGCGGCUGUUUCAGCACGUUCUGGUYACAGUUUUGUUUUUGUUUUUUCUGUCUUCAGUUCGUUCAUUAAAGAAGGAUUCAUAGCUGAGGUGGAUGGAGAAGCUCGUUCAGGCAGUAUUAGCAGGAAAAAAUAACGGUGAAUAAAAAUACCUCACCUCCUCCACUCCUAAGAGCUAAAAACUGGCGUUAUGAACAUUUAAUGUGACUUUUUUGUUUUCCGUUCACAAAUCUCCAUCAACUCAAAUAUCAAAGUUUUAUUUUGAGUCCUUUUUCCCUCGUAGAUUAAAAUUUUUUAACUCUGAAGGUCUGACUAAACGUAUCCAAAAAACAACCAAGUGGAUUAAGUUCUCUAUUUAAAUCACUGCUGUUUGUUAAUGUGAAUUUUAUUUUGAAGACAUAAUCUCUGCUUAGAUUACACUGGACCAUAUCAGCUGACUGUGAGGGCCAAUUUAGGGCAGCUUGGGAUUAAAGAAUUGUUACAUUACUGAUAGCCAGAUUAGAGUCAGAGCUUUAAGAUGAGCCGGGGUUCAUCGAGGCAGACUUAAGAAAAAUAAAAUGAAAAAUCCAGAUAUUUAGAGAGAAAAACUGUUACAAAGUUUGAUUUGUGACCAACUUUACUUUAUUUUCACUUCAWCAUCUUACUUCUGCAUCUGCUGUCAAACUGAGCAUCUAGUUUUUUAGAGUUUAAGUUUAUGUUUAAAAAGAAACGUAUUUUUAAAGUCAGAUGGACUUUAUAUCUGGACCACAAAGGACCAUUAAUGUAAAUAUUAAGUUGAUGAUGAAAACUUAUCAAAAAAAGAAUUUAUGAAAAGAUAAUCACUACGUUGCAUUUCACUUUUAGGUAUCUUAUAAAUGUAUAUAAAAAAACUAUUAGUUUCUUACAUGAUCUGGUGUUAUUUCAGCUAUUUAGGGGUGCCAACACAUAAAGAACUAUUUUGGUAAAAAUGUCAGAUUAAAAAACAAAACAUUCGACUUGAUGUGGAACAGACUGUUAGGUUUGUAAAAACUGAGAAAAAUCAUAAAUAUCAAUAAAGAUCAAUAAAGCUCUAUAGCUCGAUCCGACGUUAAGUUUAAACAAACCAUAAAAAUACUGGACGUUAUGAAUCUGAAACAGGUUUUAAGAUCGUUUUUCAUCUUCUCCCCCCCAAAGUGUUUCAGUGCAGCUGGAUUUAUAAUCGACAGUUUAAGAAACCUGAUCUCAAAGAGAGGUUCUAUUUAAAUAUUUAUUUAUAAAUAUCACCUGACCAAGAGGUCUGCAGCACACUUGUAAACUAACCAAAACAAUUCCCUAUAAAGGAAACAGUAUUAUACCACCUAAAUGGUUGAAGUUAAAGUGCACGGCGAAGCAUAAUGAUCAUUUUAACAGUGACUAAAACACUGUGGAUAAUAAAAUACAAGCAAUAAAAAUAAAAGAAAUAGUUAAAAUACAAUGAAUGAACACGUAGUUGUUAAAAUCAAAGAUCUUUAAAUUUUACUCUCCAAGAGAAACACCAUCACCCAACUCCUGGAAGCCACACCCCUCACUCUGCAGCGAGCCUUUAGCCCCKCCUCCCGUCAAGCAGCAGCCACACAACAUGUUUUCCUCUGUCCAGGAGAGAUUAUUGGUUUCUGUGAAUGUUGAGACCCCAAAAGUUAAUGUUAGCUCGCAGCAUCUAAUGCUAACGAUAUGACCACCCUUUAUGAGACAGCGUUAACCACACCCACUCCUGAUUUCUUGGCCAAUCACAAAAUCUUUCACAUAUACGCCACUAUUAAAAAAAAACAUGUUCUGCCCAGACUUCGUAUAGAGAACGUCUCAGAGCAUUUUCACAAUCGAUUCUCGCUCAGAAUAAUCCAGAUUUACGGUUUUCUCCCUGAUCUCCCAGAACACACAGAGCCCCGCCCACCUGGUUUAGUUCUUCGAAACAGGAAGUGAAGUUUUCCUUAAACAUUUUAAUCUCUGUUUUCUUUAUGUUUCUUGCAGGCGUUCGUCUCGUUUCCCAUUUUUACGGAUGUGUUGGAGUUGUGAAGCACUUAAACUCGUUUUUCUGACAUUUUCUGGCAUUUAUUGUAGAUUUUGUUGGAUGUAAAGUAUUAAACAUCGUUACGUGUCCAGUUCAUUCAGUCGGACGCAGCACUAACAUCAGGUCAAGAAGGUGAUCCACACCUCGUUUUAUUUUUUUAGUCUUUUAGGGAAUAUUUGUUAGUUUUUUUUUGUUUGUUUUGUUUUCUCCUACACUACAUUUCAUCUCACAGUUCAUUCCUAAUUAUAGCAAAAUGCUUUAAUAUAAUUUCAGAAAUCUUGUAAUGUUGUAAAAUAUGAAUAUUUUGAUAUAUUUUAAAAUGUAUGAAGUGAAAGUUUGAUGAAACAAUAAUAAAAUAUAAGUUUAGCAUCCUAAUUCCUAAAACAAUAAUUCAGAUAAUUAAAAAACUGGAGCCUUUAUUUAUAUUCUCACCUGGUUUCUGUGGUCCUUAAAGCUUUUAUUUGUUCUUACAGAUCAACUAUAAAACCUUAAACAUUAGUUUAAAAUAUUCACAUUUAAUUAGUGGACAUUUUGCAACACUAAGUUCGCAUAAGCUACUAAAUCCUGCAGAGCUGUAGCAGCUGAGCUGAGUCAUUUUGUGUUUUUCUGAUGGGAUCAAAGCAACAGGUCAUUAAAAAAACCAACUUAAAUACUUCGUCUUACGGGUCAGAUUCUACAGUUUAAACUCGUAAAAGGCGCUGAGUCAGCUUGUCGGAGGAUCGGGGGCAAACAAGAACCCUGCGGCUCGUUUGUCCGUUUCUGGCUGCAGUCCAUGGGGGRAGUUCAGACCCCCCUGUUUUUGUCCAUGGCUGAUCACACCACCGUUACUGGAAACGACCCAAACUCCAUGUUUUGUUUGCUGGUUUCCCUUCUCUUUCUUUCUUUAACGUCUGCAGUUUGGCUUCGUUUUAGUUUCACUGAACGUYAGAAACCCGCAGGUCGCUCCGGCCUCGUCAGUCUGAGCUCCGGCCAGCUCGUUUGGGUCGAUGGGUUCUGAAGACACACAGUUUCUGCAGAGGAAGCAGCUCUGCUUCCAUCCAGCUUUCAGCAGAAUUAUAACUUUAAACUGAACUUUUUUUAACAUAUGAAUAUUAUAUAAUGAGAUCGGCUAUUUUAACUAGUUUUAAAUCUUUAAUUUCAAUUAUAGAAACAAAAAAAGUCUUAAAUCAGCUCAACUUAUCUUUAGUUAAGGAAAAUAAAUAUAACAUUCCUCUCAUCGACCCAAACAUCUGUUUUUUAUUUCAUGUUUUGUUUUGUUUUUUUCACCGUCACUUCUUUAUUAUACAGUAUUUGUGAAGGAGUAUGUCUGCUAUUAAAAUAAGUCUUCCUCCUGCCUGAAAGUCCAGCUCUUACAAUUUUUUAUUUACAGGUCGUCUUCUCAGCCUGAGUUGGAAUAUUUGAUGAAGCACUCAAAACUUCUGCGCCAGCCGACAAAAAUAAAGCCAUUUCCUGUGCUUACUUUAAAAUAUACUUACAGGAAAACUGCGACAAACGAGCCUUCAGCUUAUCUGUGAAUCAAAAUACUUUUCCGGUGAUUUAUUUUAAAAAACACUCGGACCUGGCUGAAGCUUCAGGUCAGGUUUUCCAUGCUACAGUAAAAUUAUAACUUAAAAAGUUAAACCCAGUAUGGCUGCCUCGUGAAUAAAAAGCAGUUCUAACAGCGUUAAUAAAACCAGUUUGAGUUUUAUUAAGUCAGCUGACUGCUUCAAACUCUACACCCAGUCAAACACUAAUCUUUGGGCAUUUUGUUCCACUUCAAAAUGUGAAAAUAGACAUGACGCUGAAGCAUAAAUCACCUUUAAACACGUAUAAAACACUCUUAUCAUAUCAGGGUUUACGCUACGAGUGAGGCGUCAAAAACAGGUUUCUUCAUCAUCUGUUCUGCUUCCUGUUUUCUCACAUGACUGCUCAGGGUUGUCUGGUUCUGAUCGGGUCAGGGUUGAAGCGUGAGACGUGAGGUUGAAGGGUUCAUCUUUGAGUUGCGCGGCUGCGUUUUGUUCCACGGAUUCUGGACGUGCUUCAUUUCAAGCACAGAGAAACAAAAAAUUAACAAUGAACUGUUGCUGGGACUAAUUUUGACCUGUGGACAGAACCAAACUUGGUCUCCAGUGCCUUGAGAAAAAAACGAUUUCAGCAGAACUAACAUCGGCAGGCAGUGUUUACAGGUUGUGGCUGUAUUUAUAAUUCAAAUGUAAAAUUAAGGAAGAAAUCAUAAGAAUCACAGUUUGUUUUAAUUAGCUGAAUCAAACUGUUUAGAGUGAUGAUAGCAGGCAAAUCUUUAUAUAGAUAUUUUAUAUUUUGUAGCAUUUCAUCAAUAAUUCCUCAGAUGUUUUAUAUGUAUCGUUUGAGCUUGAACCCUUUAAAACAUCGAUUAUAUCUCAAUGUUUGCAGUGAUUUGUUAGUGUUUUGAUUUUUUUCUGUCCGUAUCACUCGGCAUUCCCGACUCAUUUAAACGCAUCACAACCUUUAACACUUCCUGCCCCACUUAUUUUUGAUAACAUUCAAAGUUUUCAUACAUAUAUGUAAAAAAACAAAAACAUAUCAGACUCGAUGCAUCUGUCCUGUUUUUUCUAGUGUGACUUCUUUUUUGGAGAAAAAAAAAUCUCUGAAUUGAGACUGAAGUGUUUUCUGAAGCCAGAGGAGUUCUGUAGCUGUAACCUGUGAAUUCAGAGCACCCUAUUAAACUUCAAUAAAUCUGAUCUGAUGGACCGGUCC
This is a messenger RNA of Austrofundulus limnaeus, 6108 nucleotides long. It is a transcript of the gene tlcd3a, whose product is annotated as TLC domain containing 3A. The transcript is spliced from 5 exons. The coding region runs from base 278 to 1111 and encodes 277 amino acids. The record is from RefSeq and is a predicted model, not a curated record. Gene Ontology annotation, cellular component: endoplasmic reticulum; membrane. Gene Ontology annotation, biological process: lipid homeostasis. Lineage: Eukaryota; Metazoa; Chordata; Actinopteri; Cyprinodontiformes; Rivulidae.